Erigeron canadensis is the source of this 5270-nucleotide messenger RNA. RefSeq names its product RNA polymerase II C-terminal domain phosphatase-like 3. Gene Ontology annotation, cellular component: nucleus. Gene Ontology annotation, molecular function: RNA polymerase II CTD heptapeptide repeat phosphatase activity. Bases 260 to 4006 code for a protein of 1248 amino acids. The transcript has 12 exons. NCBI's taxonomy places the organism in Eukaryota, Viridiplantae, Streptophyta, Magnoliopsida, Asterales, Asteraceae. The record is from RefSeq and is a predicted model, not a curated record.
UUGAUUCAAAUCUCUAAUUUUAAUUUCAAUUUUACGAACAAUUUAAAUUAGGGUUUGAUAUAUACGAAAGUAAAUAAAUAAAUAAUAAAUACCAUUAAUACAUUCCAAAACCCUAACUAUUCGAAUUCAAAUUCGUUACAUAUAUUCCGGAUUUUCCGUUGUUUGUAUUUUUUUUUUUAAUUCAAUUAUAAUCCGAUACUAAGUCUAAUUUGCUAAUCUAUACAUACAAUAAAUCUGUAUCUAUAUAUAUACAUAUAUAAUGGGAAAAGAAGGAGAAAAUAAUAAUAAAUUGGCAGAAGAAGGUGAGAUAUCGGAUUCUGGAUCUAUAGAAGAGAUAACUGAAGAGGUUUUUGUAUCAGCUAAUAAUAAUAAUAAUAGUAAUAAUAAAUCUCAAUCAGCGAAUAAACCGGAGAGUAAACCGAACAAAAACGUUGACCGGUCAAAGCCACGGCAACAACAAGUGUGGACAAUGGAGGAUCUGGUCAAGUAUCAAAACAAGUAUCAGAUGUCUAGAAAUUAUGCGCCCGGAUUGUAUAAUUUUGCUUGGGCACAAGCUGUGCAGAAUAAACCACUUGAUGAUUAUUUGACUAAUAUGAAUAAUAAUAAUGCUAAUAAGGAAGUUAAUGUUGUUGUUGAUGAUGAUGAUGAUGAUAAUGAUAAGAUUGUUGUGAUGGAUUUAAGUGGUGAUGGUAGUGAGAAAGAAGAAGGGGAAAUUGAAGAAGGUGAGAUUGAUUUAGAUAUCGAUACCGAUGUUGAUAUGAAUAAUAAGAGUAAACAAGAAGAGGAGGGUAGUAAUGAUGUUGAAAAGUUGAUUGAUGUUAUCCGAAUCGGGUUGCAGGGUAUAACUUUGAAUGAUGCUAAUAAAUCGUUUGAUGGCGUGUGUACAAGGCUUGAGGAGUUGAUUGAAAGCUUGAAAACGUUGCUUUCGGAGAAUUCUGUGUCUAAUAAAGAUGAUUUGGUUCAGUUGGCCUAUUGUGCUGUUCAGCUUGUAUAUUCGGUUUUUUCAUCCAUGGGCCAGAACGAAAAGGAGCAGAGCAGGGAUGUGAUAUCCAGGUUUCUGACUAAGGUGAAAAGCUGUGCGCCUGCUAUAUUCUCCACUGAACAUUUGAAAGAGGUAGAGAUUAUGUUUCAGUCAUGUAAUUUGAAUUUUGUUUCUUCGAGUUCCAAGGACAAUGAAGAGGAUCGGGAUGUUAUUGUGACACAGGAACCGACCUCUUUGAGUCAGGAAGUGAUUUCUUCAACUGAGAAACCUGUUUUAGAUUCCACGCCCUUUGAAACUUUUGAUCAAAACCCUAAAAAGUUUGAAGCUUUGAAAGUACAAACAUCUAAUCCCAAAAAUAGGGCAGUGCUUCCUCUGCUUGAUCUUCAUAAAGAUCAUGACAUGGAUAGUCUUCCAUCACCAACACGGGAAACCUCAAAUGUUUUACCUUUAGGCAGGGGACUGUUUGGCGAGGAUGCAUCAAUAAGACCAGAGUGGCCUACUCCUCGUGCAGUAGUGCGUCGCUAUGAUACUGAUGCUCUUAAAGCGGUCUCUACCUAUCAACAAAAAUUCGGGGGACAUUCAUUCUUUUCGAGUGAUCUCCCAAGUCCAACCCCGUCAGAAGGAAGUGAUGGUGAUGUAGGUGGGGACUGUGGUGGGGAGGUUUCUAGUUUCUCAACAGCCCAGAAUUUGAGCUGUGUAACUGAGGCUACUUCUGAUAAAACAAAUAGUUUUAGCAUUUCUGAUGUUGAAAGCCCCAAUGUACAGUUUUUUGCAACUGCUGUGAGUUCUGUUCCCAUGAACUCCACAUCCACUUCAGAAAAAAGAGAUUUUUUUGGCAAUACAGAUCCUGAAAGGCCUAACGUGCAAAUAUAUGCAACUGCUAGGAGUUCUGCUCCUGUGUCCUCAUCGUCUGCUUCAGAAAAAAGAAACCCCUCUGGCAAUGAGAGACCCAAUUUGCAAUUAUUUGCAAAUCCCAGGAGUGCUGCUCCGGUGUACUCCACAUCUAGCUCUGUGACGAGGGUAUCAAACAAAACAAGGGACCCUAGACUCCGAUUAGCCAAAUCUGAUAACUCCCUAGAUACCAACCAUGGCAACUUACAAACAUCUAGUAAACAACCUGCAAUCGAACCACUUGAUAGGUCAUCAGGUGUAAGGAAACAGAAGACUUUUGAUGAGCCCGUUCUUGUAGAUGGUCCUGCACCAAAAAGGCUAAAAAACAAUCUCGCAGAAUCUGUUGGUCCUAGCAACGUUGGGACUAUCUCACAAACUAGAGGCUUAGAAAGUGCAGUAACAACCUCUGGUUUGCCCACCACUACUAGUGUGAGUAUGCAUAUCCCCGCAACAGCUGUCAAUGCCACUUCAGCUUCCUUACAAUCUUUUCUGAAGGAUCUUGUAGUGAAUCCUGCACAAUUGAUGAAUUUGAUUAGCAUGGAACAACAUAAGUCGGUUGAUCCUGUAAAGUAUGUGACACAAUCUCCAAACCAAACAUCUGUGUUGGGUUCUAUGCCAAUGACUUCAUCUGCGUCUCAACCAUUGGUGGUCGGGCAGAGAUCAACAGCUGAGAUUCCAAUACCUCAGACAGCUUCAGCGGAUGAUUUUGGAAAAGUACGAAUGAAACCUCGUGAUCCUCGUCGUGCUUUGCACAGUAAGUCGUUGCAAAAGCCAGAACCAAUCAACAGUUCGUUUACUGCUGAGGGUACCAAGGGUAACUUAAAGAAAGCAGAUCCAAGAGUAUUAUCCCAACCUAUCUCAGCACCAGAUAUCACUCAACAGUUCACCAAGAAUUUGAAAAAUAUUGCUGAUCUUGUGUCUACAACAGUGAGUACAUCUGUCCAGCCUUCAUCACAACCAGCACAAGUCCAUUCAAGUUUUGUAAAUAUGAAAGCUCCACCAUCACAGUCAGCCGCCUUUCAGAAUGAGGCCGGAGAAACAUCUGAACAAGCUGCUUCAGGCACCACUCAAUCACAGAACAAUUGGGAAAAUGUUGAACAAUAUUUUGGAAAGUUUGAUGACCAACAACGGGCUGCUAUUCAAAGGGAGAGGUCAAAAAGAAUGGAAGAGCAGAAAAAAAUGUUUGCUGACCGCAAGCUAUGCCUUGUUUUAGAUCUUGAUCACACCCUUCUUAAUUCAGCUAAGUAUUCUGAAAUUGAACCGGGACAUAUUGAGAUGUUGAAAAAGAAAGAAGAACAAGACCGUGAUAAGCCAUAUAGACAUCUCUUUAAGUUUCCUCACAUGUGUAUGUGGACAAAACUGCGACCUGGGAUCUGGAACUUUUUAGAAAAGGCCAGUAAGCUCUUUGAGCUGCAUCUUUACACAAUGGGAAACAAAUUAUACGCUACAGAGAUGGCAAAAGUGCUUGAUCCUAAAGGAGUUCUUUUCAAUGGGAGAGUUAUAUCAAGAGGUGAUGAUGGCGAUAAUGUUGAUGGAGAUCCCAAGAGCAAGGACUUGGAAGGUGUUUUGGGUAUGGAGUCGUCAGUGGUAAUCAUAGACGAUUCUAUAAGAGUCUGGCCUCAUAACAAGCUUAACUUGAUAGUUGUAGAGAGAUACAUAUAUUUUCCAUGUAGUAGGCGACAGUUUGGACUUCCGGGCCCUUCACUUCUUGAAAUUGAUCAUGAUGAGAGGCCAGAAGACGGGACUUUGGCAUCUUCUUUGGCGGUUAUUGAGAAAAUACAUCGAAACUUUUUCUCGGAGAAAUCUUUGGAUGACGCCGAUGUUAGGAACAUACUAGCCUCUGAGCAGAGGAAGAUUUUAGGCGGCUGCCGAAUUGUAUUCAGCAGGGUGUUUCCUGUUGGUGAUGCCAGUCCUCACUUGCAUCCAUUGUGGCAGACUGCUGAACAGUUUGGUGCUGUAUGUACUAAUCAAAUAGAUGAACAAGUCACCCAUGUGGUUGCCAAUUCUCUUGGCACUGAUAAGGUCAAUUGGGCCCUUGCUACUGGUAGACCUGUGGUGCAUCCUGGCUGGGUGGAAGCAUCGGCAUUACUUUACCGGAGAGCUAACGAGCAUGAUUUUGCUGUCAAACCUUGAAAAUCUUGGUUAAAUUUUGGGGAGUGAUAUUGGCUCUAAACAAUCGCUUAGAAUUAGUUCAAGUAACCCACCACCUCCACCUCCACCGCCCAACCAUGAUGUGAGGGCUAUACCCACACUGCUGACAAAUACACACAUCACAACUUAAACAUUUCAAGUUAAAAAAUGUUGGUCUAGAUUUUCAGAAUUGGAAAAAAGGUGGAGACCGGAGAGACAACUAGUUGGGGAGAAGGGUAUGGAUUGUGGAUUAAGUUGGCUGUGUGGUGACUCGUGAUGGUGGCGAGCCUGACGUGCCCAAACUGCAAGUGUUUUGGGAAUCCGGCAUUCGAUUUUUUAAACUACUAAAAUUGAAAGGCACAAAUAAGAUUUGUGGUUCAAAUUGUCAAAUUCAAGGAAAAUAUUGCUCAUGGAAAAUGGAUUAUGGUUUUGGUUAAACGAUAAAAAGAAUCAAUUCCAAGAAACCAUAGACCAUAGGCUUAUUUUCAAGAAUCAUUUAGAAGACUGGUUUUCUUAAAGUUCAUUUUGCAUUAACAAAGAUGGGUUUGCUUUACUCAACUUAUGUUCGAAUAAAAUAUAUUCUUCCAUCAAUGACAAAAUCCAUCUGCCUCUACAAACGCCCUCAGUAUGAAAAUAAAAAGUAACCAUGCUUGCUUUUGAAUAAAAAUGAGUCAGAGAGAGAUAGGAGGGCAAGUAGGUCCUUGAUAGAUAUGGAAGGAUUGAGAUUAUAUUUGGUACAAAAUAAUUGAAAAUGUAUAACAUGGAGCUAUGGAAGUAUGCAGUAAUAUUCGUUUGGCAGUUGGCACCUAAACAAGGGUGAUUUCGAGCAGAGGCUAUUUGUCAUAUUGUAUACACAUUUGGCAUACUGACGCCUGCAAAUUAACUACAGGGCAAAUAGGUUCCGGCUGAUUUGUUUCAAAUUUUAACUUGGUCGAUCUUGAUUAUGCUUAUAUGAUAAAACGUUCCUUAGCGUGGUAUUUUUUAAUCAGUGAUUAAGAUUUGGUGAAUAACUCGCCUCGUCCAGAAUCCAUGAAAGAAGAAAUCAGUAGCUCUCCUUAGGACCCAAUCCGAUAGAUUUUAUGUUUUUGAGGCUCCCUUUGACGAUCCAAAAACUCAUGGACUAAUAUUGUGGUGGCUAAGAUUGUAGUACGUUCGAUCUCAAGGAACCUCAAUACCAAUAAUAGGAACUCGACAUGGGUUAUCUUGAAAGAGUUAUUAAAACCAUUUUUUAUGUCAUCUUUCUCUUGCUUUUUACUUCUAUCAAAAA